AUGACACCCACUCAAAAUCAGAGUCCACUCAAACAUGCAUCUUUUUCAUAUCCUCCGCGUCCCGACCCUCCUCAGCAAAAGGUACACUCGGAACCAAUAGCAAUAAUAGGCGCAGGCCCCGUAGGCUUAAUAACAGCCCACAUCCUCAUCCGCGACGGCUUCUCAAACGUCCGAGUCCUCACGCGCGAUGGCGGUGUUGGGGGUGUGUGGUUGGAAGAGAGGGUGUAUCCUAGUAUGAUGCUCAACAGCAUCCACGCCCAAUUCCAAUUCUCGCACCACCCCCUCCCCCUCCCUCCCAACGCCCACUCAACAGGCGGACGACUAACAGGCACAGACGUAUCCACCUACCUCCAAUCGUUCGCACGUACCUUUCUGGAGGGUAAGAUUCGGUUCUGGUGUUCCGUAGAUCAAAUUCGACGAGGACGUGGGGAGGGUGGGGGGUGGGUGAUAAAAACGCAUGAUCUACGCACGGGAAUGAAGGAGGAGAUGUGUGUUCGGAGGGUUGUUUUGUGUACGGGGGGCAACAGCACACCCAACAUCCCACCCCCGCUCUCCCCACUCUCCGCCUCCCGUGCAGGGUUCAAAGGACCCGUCAUACAUUCUUCAGAGUCUUUCAAGCGGUUCGACGAAAUCGUCCAGAGCGUUCGCGUCGGGCGUUCCAACAAACCUCGAAGGGUGCUUGUAGUGGGAGGGGGUAAGAGUGCUCAGGACAUAUCAGCGUACCUAGCAAACCAAGGAAUAUCCACAACGAUCAUAUACGAAAAAGCGGAUAUGUUUUUGGCGGUGCCAAAGCCUUUGCCGAAGGCUGUUAGGCAGAGUCGUCUUUCCCUUUAUCUCCCUCCUCCUCCUUUGAGCGGAACAUCUUCCCCUUCUACCACCGCUUCUGAACAAAACGCCUCGGAUACUCACACUGAAAUAAUCAGGUUAACCUCCAUCCUAGCACCCGCGAUAGAGCUUCGCACGCCUGUCGAACGGUUCUUACACACCACCUGGCUAGGCUCCAAAAUCGUAAAAAGGACAUGGGAUUCCUUUCCCCGAAAAUCUGUACGUCCUUCCCUCCUGUUCCCUUUUCUUCUUCCCGUCUCUUGUGCGGCGCCGCAUUUUGGAUGGGCCCAAGCGACGGACCAACUCCUUGAAGACAUGUACCUCCCCAGUAUGAGAAGCGGAGGGAACUGGUUGACGUGGCCUUUUAAGGUCGUGAGUAUUUCGGAACUGGCGACGUUGGGUGAGGAGAGGCGGGUUAAGCGGCAGGAGGAGGAACGACGGAGAAUGUGA
This is a messenger RNA of Laccaria bicolor S238N-H82, 1275 nucleotides long. RefSeq lists its product as uncharacterized. Lineage: Eukaryota; Fungi; Basidiomycota; Agaricomycetes; Agaricales; Hydnangiaceae. The record is from RefSeq and is a predicted model, not a curated record. The transcript is spliced from 7 exons. The coding region runs from base 1 to 1275 and encodes 424 amino acids. Gene Ontology annotation, molecular function: flavin adenine dinucleotide binding; monooxygenase activity.